CUUUUCAUCUUUUCCCCACGACUGCAUCCCUUCUCUCUUUAACCCCGGAGAAACUGUAUAGAUUGCUUAUUGAUAUCUUGAGCUAAACUGUUGAUCUCGUUUUAUUUCUUCCAAUUCAUGGACUCCAUUCGAAUCGAUUAGCCCAUCAAUCCUCAAGUCCGAUAAGGACCUCGAACGCAAAUCCCGACCGAGUUUUAUACCUGUCGACCAGUUGCAGCCAGUCGGAACGCCUCACUGGCCUUGCAUUCGGAAGCAGAACCUCCCUCAUACUCAGAACCAUCCGCCGCCCAUGUCGUCGAAUCCUACCGCUGUCGCCUCGCCAUCAACCACUCUGGUGGAGCGCCCAUCCUCACAAAAAAUGGCCCAGGCCAGCACAGAGAGCGGGGUGCCCCCUCCCUCUACGGGCUCGAAGCGCGAUUACAAGGGAUUUGUUGCGGGCGUGUUCUCCGGGAUAGCAAAGUUAACAGUUGGACAUCCGUUCGAUACGGUCAAAGUACGCCUACAAACCAGCCAUGAAUCACACUUCCGCGGUCCGGUCGACUGUGUAUUACAGACAGUGCGUAAGGAGGGAGUAAGCGGAUUAUACAAAGGAGCCACGCCGCCGCUGGUCGGAUGGAUGGUGAUGGAUUCGGUCAUGCUGGGGUCGUUGACGUUAUACCGCCGCCUACUGCUCGAGAAUGUCUUCUCGAAGCCGCACAUACGCGCGAUGACACCGUUUAGCGGUCGCCAGACCGAUCCCACCACCCUCCCAAGUUUCGGGCACGGAAUCGCGGGAAUCAUGGCGGGGACGACGGUCAGCUUCAUCGCGGCGCCGGUGGAACACGUCAAAGCGCGACUGCAGAUUCAGUACUCGGCGGACAAGACGAAGCGCAUGUACUCCGGCCCAAUCGACUGCGUGCGGAAAUUGCUUCGAACGCAUGGAAUCGCGGGACUUUAUCGCGGACUCUGCGCCACGAUCGUGUUCCGGUCGUUCUUCUUCUUCUGGUGGGGCUCUUACGAUGUUUUGACGCGGAUGUUGAAAGAGAAGACCAGUCUGUCGGCCCCCGCGAUUAAUUUCUGGGCGGGUGGAAUUUCGGCGCAGAUUUUCUGGCUGACUUCGUAUCCGUCGGACGUGGUUAAGCAACGGCUCAUGACGGACCCGAUGGGCGGGGCCCUUGGGGACGGGGAGCGCAAGUUCCGCCGGUGGAAAGAUGCGGCGGUCGCGGUGUAUCGCGAGCGAGGAUUGAAAGGAUACUGGCGGGGAUUUGUACCAUGUUUCUUGCGAGCAUUCCCGGCGAAUGCUAUGGCGCUGGUUGCAUUCGAGGGGGUGAUGCGCUCCGAAUCAACCGACUGCUGCAAAACCACCUUGAUCGCUUGGUUUCCUUCCCUCCAAUCACUCAAAUACGAUACCGGAACAACAACCCCCUGCAACUCCCGUCGCAAAUUAAUCUUUCUUGCAGUUGAGCCGGGCUUGGCUACGAUGGCCGCGGCACGCCACAUGCGUCGCACUAGUCCCAUCACCUUGCUACUGGCGGCUUUGCUAGCCUUCGGCUUCCUGUGCUUUUUGCUCUCCCCAUCUCCUCCCGCCGCCAACGCCGCCGCUGCGGCCGCCGGUAACACCCCCCCCGACCUCGACUCCUCACAAAUCCGCCGCGAAGACGCGGCCGAGCACCCACUCUCACCCCCGACGAAACCCUUCCUCAAAUCCCAAGCCGUCCGCGAAGAUGGCCACGCCGCGGCGCCGCCGGUGGAACACUACAACCUGAACGCGCUGACGAGCACGAGCGACGCGGCGCGGAAGGGCGAGCGGGUGCUCAUCCUGACGCCGCUGGCGCGGUUCUACCAGGAAUACUGGGACAACGUGGUGGCGCUGAGCUACCCGCACGAGCUGAUCUCGGUGGGGUUCAUCAUCCCCAAGACCAAGGACGGCAACGCGGCGCUCGCGGCGCUGGAGCACGCGAUCAGCGUGACGCAGAACGGGCCGGUGGCCGAGCGGUUCGCCAGCGUCAGCAUCCUGCGGCAGGACUUCGAGCCGCCGCUGCAGUCGCAGGAUGAGAAGGAGCGGCACAAGCUGGAGAACCAGAAGGCGCGCCGCGAGUCGAUGAGCCUGGCGCGCAACAGCCUGCUGUUCACGACGCUGGGCCCCGCCACCUCGUGGGUGCUGUGGCUGGACUCCGACAUCGUUGAGACGCCCGCCACGCUGAUCCAGGACCUGACGGGCCAUGACCGCCCCGUCAUCGUGCCCAACUGCUUCCAGCGCUACUACAACAAGGACGCCAAGAAGAUGGACGUCCGGCCGUACGACUUCAACUCGUGGAUCGACAGUGCCACGGCGCAGCAGUUGGCGGACACGAUGGGGCCCGACGAGAUCCUGCUGGAGGGAUACGCCGAGCUACCCACCUACCGCAGUCUAAUGGCCUACAUGGCCAACAAGGACUACCCGCAGCCGGGGCGGGAGAUGAAGCUGGAUGGCGUGGGCGGCACCGCGCUGAUGGUCAAGGCGGACGUGCACCGCGACGGGGCGAUGUUCCCGGCGUUCCCGUUCUAUCAUCUGGUGGAGACGGAGGGAUUCGCCAAGAUGGCAAAGCGGUUGGGGUACGAGGUGUUUGGGUUGCCGGAUUACUUUGUAUACCACUACAACGAGUGAUGCCCCAUGUAAGGGUGCUCAUGUGGAAGGCUGCGCUGUGCGCUUGUUUGUGUGUUGAUAAACCGGCGUCGGGUAGCGUGGGCCAGAGGUUUGAUUUUCCGUUCGCAUCUG
Aspergillus uvarum CBS 121591 is the source of this 2737-nucleotide messenger RNA. Its product is annotated as alpha-1,6 mannosyltransferase subunit. Gene Ontology annotation, molecular function: alpha-1,6-mannosyltransferase activity. The record is from RefSeq and is a predicted model, not a curated record. The transcript is spliced from 7 exons. Bases 290 to 2626 code for a protein of 778 amino acids. NCBI's taxonomy places the organism in Eukaryota, Fungi, Ascomycota, Eurotiomycetes, Eurotiales, Aspergillaceae. Gene Ontology annotation, cellular component: mannan polymerase complex. Gene Ontology annotation, biological process: cell wall mannoprotein biosynthetic process; protein N-linked glycosylation; transmembrane transport.